Molecule: messenger RNA, 8148 nt
Organism: Plasmodium berghei ANKA
Lineage: Eukaryota; Apicomplexa; Aconoidasida; Haemosporida; Plasmodiidae
Product: nucleoporin NUP313
Exons: 1
Coding region: 1-8148 (2715 amino acids)
Source: RefSeq, a predicted model, not a curated record
AUGAUAAACAAUAAAAGAAAACGAGCAUAUAUCCAAAAUGAACGGCAUGAAAAUAGUAAUGAAAGCGAAUCUUAUGUAAAAUUAGAAAAUGAAAAAGGGCAUGAUAAAGAUAUAAUUUAUGAUCAAAUUUAUUCAAUUCCUAAAAAAAAUAAACCCCGAUGUUUAGUUUUAUCUAAUUCUAAAGAUAACUUAAUAGCAAAUUUUACAAACUUAUUAAAAAUCGAUAACUAUGGAGUUGAAUUUAAAACUAAAUGGUAUGUACACUUGUUUAGAAUAUGUUUAUUUAGCGAAAGAUUAUAUGGACCAACACAAACAACAGGAUCUGGAAAAAAUAAAAACGAAAAAGGAAAUGAAGAAAAUAUUAACAAAUUAAUAUUAGAAUACAAUGUUGAUGAAUUACUAAAAAAUGUACAAAAACUAAUUUUAAGAAAAAUAGAUUGUGAAAAUUUAUAUUAUCAAAAGAUAUUAGUUAUUGUUUGUUUAUUGUUUGAUUAUUUUCAAAAUAAAAAAUAUCACAAUAUUAAAACUGUGAAACAUUUAGAAGGUGAAGAAGAAGAUACUAAAAAUUCUAUUGAAAAUUUUGAAACAAAAAAUGGAUCGGAUAUACAUAUUAAUGAUAAUUCUAAAAAAAAAAUUAAAUCAAAAAAAAGAUACUUAGAAACCACAAAAAAACAAAUAUAUGACGAUUCGGGAGAUGAUACUACAAAUAAAGACAAGUUAUCAAAUUAUUCUGAAAAUAAUAAAUUGCUUGGUUCUGAAUUAUUAAAAAAUAAUGAAAAAAAUAAAUUUAAACCAAUUGAUAUUAUAAAUAAUCAAAAAAAUUAUUAUAUAAUCGAAUUUAAAAAUAUUUUAUAUAAUGAAAAAAAAAAAUUUUAUAAUUUAGAAAUUUUUUAUCAUAUUACAAAUCUUAUUAUACAUAAGUAUUGGUAUUCACAAGAAUAUGCACAUUAUAAUAUUUUCAUAUGGUUUUUAAAUUAUAUAAAUAAUAAAUUAGAAAUAAAAAAAUCUAUUAAUAAUAUUAAUAGCAAGUUAGAAAUGUUCAUUAAUUUGCAUCCUAAGAUAUUUAACAUAUCACAUGCUAAAAAAAAAAGAAAAAAAAAUAACUAUCAGCAUAAUAACAUUAUUCAUAAUGAUAUUAAUCCAACCAAUCCUAACAAUAGUCAUUAUUUUGAAGGUGGAAUUGUAGAUUACCCAUAUAUAAAAAAUCGAUUUAAACAAUUGGGUGGUGGCUUUUCUAGUUUUACAAAUCCAAUAAACUCAUCUACUCCUUCAAAUAUUAUUAAUAACAAUAAUAAUAAUAAUAAUAAUAACAACUUUUUUGGAGUAAAUAAUAAUUCAACUAAUAACACAUUUAAUGGAUUUAAAAGUACAAAUACAGAUACAUCUACUAUUGGAAAUACCUUUGGUUCUACUUUUAAAGGAUUUGGUCAAAGUAAUAAUGCGAGUAUAUUUGGAAAUAAUAAUACAAUUUCUAACACAGUCACAAAAAACAUCGAAACAGGUAGCACUCCUUUCACAUCUACCAAUAAUACAAAUACUUCUUUGUUUGGAAAUUCUAUAAAUAGUACAUCAACUACUAAUAAUACAAAUAAUUCAAUUCCCAAAUUUCCUAGUUUAUUUCCACCUAACUCAUCUGGAUCUACAAAUAAUAAUAUGAACAAUAUUAAUAAUAAUUCUUUUAAUUCCCAAUUGAAUAAACCACUUUUUGCUAAUAUUACUCCUAUAGGAAAUAAUAUGAUGCCUAAUUUACAAAACAAAAAUGUUAAUUUAUUUGGGUCGAUAAAUAAUAACGCACCGGGCCCAAAUAAUUCAAAUAUUAAUACUACCCUAGAUAAUAAUAAUAAUAAUAAUAAUAAUGCAUCCAUUUUUGGAUUUGAUAAAAAUAAUCAAAAUAAUACAUCUAUUUUUGGAAAUCCAUCAUUAAACAAUACUGGAACAAAUACAAAUUUUAUUUCAGCAUCAAACAAUAAUGCAACUAACAAUAUUUUUUCUUUUAACAAAGAUAGCCAAAAAAAAUUAUUUCAAACUCCCCAAAUAAGUAAUUUAGAAAAUAAUAAUAAUAAUUCUAGUAAUAAUAAUAAUUUAUUAAAUACCACAACUAGUAAUGGUAAUAAUACAGCCCUUUUUGGACAAAAAGCUAGUGGAACUGGAUUUUUUAAUUCUACAAUUAAUGGAAAUAUAAAUAAAGAUUUGCUAUUAAAUAACAAAGCUGGAUUCGAAAAUGAUAUGCUAUUACAAAAAACAAAUAUGUUUUCAAAUACAAAACCUGCUGAUUCUAUAAAUUUUAUGAAUAAUAAUAAUAAUAUGAUAAAUACAAACAAUACUAAUAUUUCAAGCUUAAACAAUAAUGCAGUUUCUUCUUUUAAUUUUGUAACUGGUAAUUCUAAUGAUAUUCUUGGAGGUGUAUCUUCAAAUUUAAAUGGACAACAAAAUACAAAUAAUUUUAACAAUUUGUUUAAUACUGAUAAUGGUUCAAAAGAAUUAUUUAAGGAUCUAAAAAUAACCAAUGAACCUACAUCUAAAUUUACAGUUAAUAAAAAACCAUUAUUUUCUAGAAGGCCUGUAAAAAGUAAUUUACUUAUAUCUAAUUCAAUCACAUCCGAAAAUAAUAUAUUUAGUUCUACCUAUAGUAACAAAGAUAGUUUAUUAAAUAAUCAAUCAAAACCUGUUAAAGUUAUUUUUGGGCAAAAUGUGAAUACAUCUACACCUAUUACUAAUGAAAAUACAAACACUGCAAUAUUUGGCGGAUCAUCUAAUACAACUACUAAUAAUCCAAACAAUUCUACAUAUACCAAUACAAUGAAUCAAAUACCUUCAAUUUCUACCAAAGAAAUUAAACCUAUAACUUCGACUAUGGAUAAAGGAAAUAUAUUUAAUCAAGAAAAUAAUAAAAAUAUUUUUUCAAACACAAAUAAAUUACCUUUUAAUGCAUCUAAUAAUAACACUACCAUGUUUGGUUCUACAAAUUGUAAUAUAUUUGGAAAAUCUGAAAUUUCUAAUAUAUUUUCAACUUCUGCAAAUAAUAAUACUAUAUCUAUUUCAGACACAAAAACCAAUCCAGAUGCAAAUGCAAAUACCAAUGUUAAUGACAAUAACUUAAUAGGAACUAAUACUUCAAAUUCUGUAUUUGGAAAUACUUCUAUUUUUGGGCAAAAUGAAAUAAAUAAUAAUGAUCAAAAUAAUUUUCAAGGAAUUAAUUUUCCUGUUAAAAAAUUAACAUUAGAAGAAAGGAAAAAAAAAACAGCUAAAAACAAUAUGCUUUCAUUAUUUUCUACAAAUACAAACAAUUCUAAUAUACAGACACAAAAUUCUAUAACAUUAAAUGACACAUCAUUAUUAAUUAACAAGAAUAAUAAUGAUACAAAAAAAACAAAUAUUUUUCAAUUUAAAUCCACACAAUCUGAUAUAAAUACUAAAACAGAUACUUCAAUAUUUGGCGGAUUUAAUAAAAGUAACAUAUUCGAUAUUGGAAAAUCCCAAGAAAAUUUCGAAGAAAAAAAAUUCCAAUUUGGAAAUAAUAAACCUUCUGGAAAUAAUACAAAUAUAAUUAGAUCUAUUCCAAAUGAUACUUUAUUUGGUUCUAAAAAUGAAGAUAAACAAAAAACAUCUGAUAAUACUCCUAAAACAACCAACUUGUUUACCUUUGAAAAUUUUACUAAUAAGGAAAAGGAUGAAUCAAAAAACGAAGUUAAAAAUGAAGUUAAAAAUGAAAUUAAAAAUGAAGUUAACGACGAUAAAAAUCAAGUUAAAAAUGAAGUUAACGACGAUAAAAAUCAAGUUAAAAAUGAAGUUAACGACGAUAAAAAUCAAGUUAAAAAUGAAGUUAACGACGAUAAAAAUCAAGUUAAAAAUGAAGUUAACGACGAUAAAAAUCAAGUUAAAAAUGAAGUUAACGACGAUAAAAAUCAAGUUAAAAAUGAAGUUAACGACGAUAAAAAUCAAGUUAAAAAUGAAGCUAAAAACGAAAACAAAAUUGACAUUACAAAAGAGCCAACCAUAUUCAAAGGGUUUGGAUCAAUUUUGGAAAAUCAAAUAGAUGAAGCUAACAAAAGUGCAAGUAAAAGUUUUAUUUUCGGAUUAGGAAUAAAAGAAAAAGAUAAAGAAGAAAAAAAAACAUCUUUAACAUCUGAUAUAAAUAAAGACGACAAUGCGCUUACCACUCCCAAAUUCGGAUUUACAAAUAAUAUAACAACUGUUUCGAAUAAUCUAAAUAAUAUUUUCAACCUUGGAAAUAACAACAAACCCGAUGAUAAUGAUAAUAAUAAUGGCAAUGCAAAAUCGAGUAUAUUUAUUGAACGCAAUGAAAAAGAGGAUGGAAAUGGAGCGGGGUUGUUUGCAUCUACCACUAAUAAUAAACAAAAAGAUAAUGCAAACCUUUUUUCUUUUAAAGCCGAAAAGGAUACAAGUAACAUAUCCGGAAUAAAUCGAUUUUCUAGCACAAAUUUAGUAGGAAAUGGAAAUAAAAACAAAGAAUCAGAUUUAACUAUAAAUUAUGAUAAUAUAAUAAGCCGAAAAAGAAGAAAAGAUGUAGAUUUAGAUUAUAAAGAUGAAAUUAAAAAUAUGAAUUUUUCCAAUUUAAAUGAAAACAAUGAUAAUAAUAAUUUAAGGAAUAAUGAAACAAAUCAUACAAAUUUAAAUAGUCAAAUAAAUAAUAAUAUGUUUUUAAAUGAAGAAAAUAAAAAUAAUGAAGGUUUAUUUUUAAAAAAAAGUAAAAUAGGUAAUACUCUAAAUCAUACUAAACAUAUUCUAAAUACAAUCAAAUUUGAUAAUAUUCCAUCAAAAGAUAAAUUAAGUGCAUCAUUUUCUGAAAAUGAAAACAAUACAAAUAAUGAUGCAGAUCAAACAGAUCGAAAUAUUUUUAAUAUUAACAUGUUAAUAUCUGAUCAAAUUACCAAAGAAAAUGAACUCACAAAUACUAUUACAACAUCUACACUAGCGAAUAACGAAUCAAACUUGAAUAAGUCACAACUCAAUUUUUUAAGCAAAAAUACCGGGAAAAAUAAUAAUCAAUAUGAAGCAGAUGAAUUAGAUGGAAAAAAAAAAACUGAAAAUCAAAAUAAUCAUCAUUAUCAACAAAAUGAAUCAAAUUUUUGCAUCCCUGAUGGGAAUAAAAAAAGUAAAUUAGCAGAAGAGAAGCAAAAUGACUUUUACGAAAAAAUGCGAAUUAAUGAAUACCUUAUGAAUAAUAAUUAUAAUAGUGAUGAAAAUAAUAAAAAUAAUAAUUUAGAAAAAAAAAAUACAAUUGUUAUUGAUAAAAAAAGUAUGAACAGAAUAAAAUCAUACAAUAAGCAUAUAUCAUUUGAUUCCAUAGAUGUAGAUUUGGAUCGAGAUGUUGUUGAUAUCAAUGAAUUAAGACAAGAAUUAUUUUUAUGUGCCUUAAAUUUUCAUUUGCAUUAUUGGGCAGAAAAAGUUAUACUAUUUUAUCCUCAUAAUGAAAAAAUUAAUAAAUAUUGUACUUCAAUAAUUAAAAUUAAAAAUAAAUUUGAUGAAACAUAUGAUUUUAAUUUAUUUGAUGAUAUUCAUUCUAUAUCAAGAAAAUUACUAAAACGGUUAGAUAAAAAUUCUUGUAUUUAUGAAAGUGUUUUAUUUCUAUCAGCAGAUAACAUUCAAAUAUUAAAAAAUGCAAAGCUUUCGCUUUUUGAUGUUUUUAAUAUAUAUCAUUUUUGGUUUAAAAAAAAUAAUUCAGAUUUAAAAAAAAAUUUUCAAAAUUUUCUUUAUACUAAUAAAAUAUAUCCUUCAUAUUUAAAUUAUUAUAUGAGCCUUUAUAAAAAUUCAAAAACUUCGAAUAAUAAAUUUACUGAUUUAAAAGGAAAUCGAACUAAAAUUGUUAAAGGGUUGACACCACAAAAUAAAUUAACAGAUAAUGAAGAAACUCAAAAACAUUCUAGCCCUGCUCUCUCUUUUUACGAAAAAUUUUCUCAAUUUUCUUAUUCUAAACAAAAUUCCAAAAGUGAUUUACAUAUUCCAAAUGAUUCUGAAUCAGAUAAAAAUUCUACUUCAGAAAACGAACAUAAUAAUUCUGUUAUUGACAAUGAACAAUCAGAAUCUUAUUCAACAAAUGAUGAAAAUACUGAUAAUAGUGAAAAUAGCACUAAUUCCGAAUCUCAAGAAAAUAGCCAAAUAUAUCGAAAUUUUGAAAACUCUGAUUUGAACGACGAAAAUCGAAUAAAAAAAAAAAAAAAAAAAAUCACUGAAAAUAAUUUGGCAGAAAUUUUUAAUUCGGAUAGUAGUGAUGCUUCAAAUGUUUUAGAAAAUAAUUAUGAUGAUGAACCAUUUAAUAUGAAUAUUAAUGAGAAAUAUAUAUAUUUGGAAAAGGAGGAAAAAAGAAAAAAAAAACUGUUUUUACCAUCUCAUAUUAAAAUAAAAAAACUUAGCCCAUGCGAAUGCAUACUAUUAGAACUUAUUUUAAAAGAUAAUGUAUUAAAUGUAUUGAAAAAAUAUAAAUUAUUUAAAAAAGAAAAGUACGAAUAUUUAUAUGUCAAUCUAAUCGCAAUGCUAAAGCAUUAUAAUUAUUUUUCCACAUAUAAAUCUGAAGAUAUUAAUGUUGAAAAUGGGAAUAAUAAUUUUGCAAAUAUCAUUCCUAGUAAUAGUGUAAAAGAUAAAAUGGAUAAAAAUCAUCGUCAAUAUAUUAACAAUAUAGAUAAAGGAAGUAACUUAAAACGAAUUUCUAAUUGUCUUGAAACAAAUUGUACUAAUAUAAAAAAUGAUAAAAUAAAUAUUUUGAAAAAAAUCUGUGAUAAAAAUUUAUUAUAUUAUAUAAAUUUACAAUUAAAAAAUAUCGCACACUUACUUAAUUAUAAAGAAAUUGAAAUCGCUUGCACAUAUUUGAAUCAUAUAAAAAACAAUUUAUUUGUAAUUUUUCAAAUUCCAAUUUUAUUAUUCAAUGUAUUAUAUGAUAAGCUUAUAAAAUGUUACAAUGAUUUUAGUAUCAUGGACAACUAUUUUAAUAAUUCGCUUUUAUAUAAAGAUUUUAGAUAUGAAUAUAUAUUAAAAACAAAAAUUGCAUAUAUGCUAUUAAACAAAUUUAAUGAACAAGAUGAUAUAGAAAAUUGUAUAAAAUUUGCAAUCUAUUUUGAUAAUAAUAGAGUAAAAGCACAUAAAAAUAAUAUAUAUAAUGAUUAUAUAUUUCAUAAAAAUUUAAUUAACUCUUAUAUUAAAGUUCAUGAAAAUAUUGUACCUUCUGAAUGGAUUGAAGCAAAAUACGCAAAAAAUGGAGAAUUAAGUGACAUUAAUGAUUCAGAAUAUUUAGAUUAUUAUUCUUUUUUUUUCAAAGACAUAUCAAAAUAUAUCAAGCUAAGUAUUAUCGACAAAAUUAUUAAUUCAAAUAUAUUUAGUUUGCGUAAAGAAAAUUACACAAUUUGUCAAUCGUCAGAAGAUAGAGAAAAUACAAAUAAAAAAUAUAAAUCAAAUAAUGGAACAAAUUCAGGAAAUAAUUCAAAUUUUCCUAAUAAUAAUACUAACGAAAAUAAUGAAACUAGCCAAAAUGAUAUCGAAAAAAAAAAAAAAAAAUUUGCAUGUUAUUUUAUGUACAUGGUCAGGCGAUCUAUUAUGGAUGAUGUUGUAAAUAUUUAUUCUUCAAAAGGAGAAUAUUUUUAUAAAAAAUUAUUGGCAACAUUAGUAAAUAAUAACUUUACAAAAGAUUAUGAAAAAUCUCAUAACAAACAUUUUCAUAUGUUUAUUCAAGUUGCAAACAUAAAUAUAUUUAUGAAAAAUGUUUUUUUUGAAUACAUAAAUUUUUUUAAAAAAAAAGAAUUAUAUAAUAUUGAAAAAAUAAAAAAUGAAGAUGAAAUUAUGGAUAACUUAGUUAAUGUUGUUAAGGUUAAUGGAAGAAAUUUCUUUGUUGUAAUAAAUACACUAGCUGAAAUUGCUACUAAAAUUGAAAAAAAUAUUGUAAAAGAUGUUAAUAUACAUAUACUUAUUAAUUUAAGAAAUAUAAUUAUCGACACUUUUUACUUAUUUAAAUAUGUUUUUAAUAAUCGAGAAUUUUCUUUAAGUCUUAUCGAAAACCUUUAUAAAAAUGUUCUCAAUUUUAAUGAUACAAUUAAUUCAUUCUUUUCUGAUGAUGUUAAUUUUUAUCCAAAAGAACAAAUAAAGGAUUUGUACACACACAUAAGACAUAAAUUCACUAGCCAAAAUGUCAUAAACUAG